AUGCCUUUGUCUCUUGAGUUCUCAGCUCGUGCCAAACAGCUUAGCGACGACUCUCAGAUUGCAGUGAAAGAUGUCCUCUUCGUCAACUGUCACGCUGACAGCAUCACAACUGUUACAGGCCUUUCGUGUAACUUUGAGGAGGAUCUGUGUAAUUGGUACCAGGAUCAAACCGACAACUACGACUGGGAACGUCUGACAGGGAUGGAUCACACCAUUUCUGGUGGGUCUAGUAUGGUGGUAGAGAUGUGGAGUCCAUCUCUGCGUGGCUUGUCUGGCCGGCUGCUCUCAUUCCCCCAGCCAGCCACCACCGAAAGCUACUGCCUGUACUUCUACUACAAGAUUUAUGGCCCACACACAGGUGGUCUGAAUGUGAAGCUGCUCCAUGCGGACGGCGCUGAGGAGUUGCUCUGGGCUCGCUCAGGAGCUCAUGGUAAUAGAUGGCACGAGGGGUCCUGCUCAGUAUCUUCUCCACUCAAUUCCUACCAACUGGUGUUUGAAGCCCAGCGUUCAUCCUUCGAUGGCCUUGUGGCCAUAGAUGACAUCGUGUUCGCGCCGGGCCUGUGCUCACUGCCCAGCCUGUGUUCGUUUGAGGGGCAGAAGUGCGGCUACACGACCACUAACUCUGGCUCUCCCCCCUGGGUCCACCAGCGCGCUGGUGCAGGACCCAACGGACCCAAAACAGACCACACCAUGGAGACGGAAAAUGGUUUCUACAUGGUGGCCAACACUGGAGCCGACUCUCUUCCUCAGGACAGUAAGAUCAUCCUCGCCACCUCGGACCGCUCAGCCUCCUCAGACAUGGAGUGUGUGCACUUUUGGUACCACACUGGAGGAGAAAAGCCUGGUAAGUUGAGUGUGUUUGUGAGGCCAAUGUCUGGGGACGCGACUGAGAUCUUCACCAAUACCAUCAACCAGGGAGACAUGUGGCGCCAUGGCAACGCCAACAUCCGCAGCACUCAGCACCAGAAAUAUCGGUUGGAGUUUGUGGCAGUGGGUGCAGGGGGAGACAGGACCCACAUUGCCAUUGAUGACGUGUCCUUCUCGGCUCACGGCUGUCACGCUGCAGGUGCCGUUUGUGAUCUGGAGAGAGGGAUGUGUGGCUGGUCUAACACCCAGAACCCGUCUCAGGAUCAGCUAGAUUGGGAAGUGACCAAUGCCGCUGGAGAAUCUCGCCUGCCCACUCCAUAUGAAGACCACACACUGAAAACUGAGAAAGGUCAUUUCCUGUUCCUGCCCAGUACUGCUCGGACUCCUGCUGCCUCUAAGGCCUGGCUGCUAGGCCCACACCUGCCCCCUACCGACAUUUCCUGCCUGCGUUUCUGGCUCCAUCGACACGGCAGCUUUGGCAAACUGAGAGUGCUGCGUCUGGCUCGGGGGCUGGAACAUGAGCUGUUUGUUACCCAAGAGGGCGAGAGCUCUGAUUGGAUUAGACAUGACCUCAACAUUACCUCUGCUGAGGAGUACCAGAUUGUAUUUGAGGGCACCACUGGAACUGAGGGUGUAACAGCCCUGGAUGACAUUGAGUUCAGGGAGGGGGUGUCCUGCUCUGAUGUCAACAAGCCACCACCAACUGCUUCACCCCCAAGUGAUGCUGGAGGCAUCGCUGCGUCCAUCAUCGUGGUGGUGCUGUUGCUGGGGUCAUGUGCGGUCAUCAUGUACUUCUAUCUGCGGGUGCGGGAGGGGAUCAGAGCCACCACCAUGUCCGAGAUCAGUGGCGGGAUCAGUAAUGAGGUUUAUGAGUCAACGGAAGGCCACGGGGCUGCCUCUCCCAGCAGAUCACACGUAGAUGUGGUCGGGUUUGGGAAUGAAAUGUAUACAGAGACCUCUGAAGAGAGACCAUAGAGAAACUGUGUGGGUGGUUUUGAUGGAGUUUUACUGCCACCUACUGGUUGCCUGUGUGCCUGUGAUGUGAUUUUACCACCAACCGUCUCUGCAGGACAGUCUGACCCACUGGAUGAAUCUGAUGCAUAUUAAUUCCAACACACACCCAGUGGUCUGCGGUUGGAGUGAGCUCCAGAUGAGUGUGGAUAGCCUUUAUUGUGGAAUGAAGCAAUUCAGUAAUUAAACUGCCGAAUCAUCAGACUGUCCAUCAAAUUGCACUUAAAUGUUUUAAUAAUGUUGUCUUUUCUCUUCUCCUUACUUAGCCUACAUGUUAUGUGGAAGAUAUACAUUGUGUGAUGUUUAAUAACGCUGUGACUGCAAUGUGACUAUGACUGCAAUUUAUUUCAACUCUCAUAUGUAGAUUGGUUCUGAGUUUCCAGACUCCAUCAGGCUGUACCGGUUUUAAAACGUUUCACUUAAAAGAUGAGAACAGUAUCAGGGUUGUAGAAUAACCUGCUUAGACUCAUGGGAAUGUAAAGAGUGA
Molecule: messenger RNA, 2365 nt
Organism: Sardina pilchardus (European sardine)
Lineage: Eukaryota; Metazoa; Chordata; Actinopteri; Clupeiformes; Clupeidae
Product: apical endosomal glycoprotein-like
Exons: 16
Coding region: 1-1842 (613 amino acids)
Cellular component (GO): membrane
Source: RefSeq, a predicted model, not a curated record